AUCCAAAUAUUACAGUCAUCUUGAUUUUCUGAGAUUCCUUUUUACUCUUCUGUUCUAUUCUUUCUCUCUCUCCGAAUUUUCCCCCUUUUCUCUCUCUUUUUCCCUCGAAGGAUCUUCUUUUUCACUUAAAUAUUCUGGAAUUCUUACAUCAAUUGCUCAAAGGGUUUUAACGGAGAACAAAAACCCUGGUCUGUAAGUUUUACAUCAUAUGAAGAUCUAACAAUUUGUAUCUCUUGAGCCUUUUUCUUCAAGAAAAAAUGUCUCAGACUCACUGGGAAGCUGAUAAAAUGUUAGAUGUUUAUAUACAUGACUACUUGGUAAAGAGGGAUUUAAAAGCUUCAGCCCAAGCAUUUCAAGCAGAGGGAAAAGUCUCAUCUGACCCUGUUGCUAUUGAUGCACCUGGUGGCUUUCUAUUCGAAUGGUGGUCAGUAUUUUGGGACAUAUUUAUUGCAAGAACCAAUGAGAAACACUCAGAAGUUGCAGCCUCUUACAUUGAGACACAGUUAAUCAAAGCAAGAGAGCAACAACAACAACAACAGCAACCACAACAACAACCACCACAUCCACAACAACAACAACAGCAACAACAACAACAACAUCAACAGAUGCAAAUGCAACAGCUCAUGUUGCAACGCCAAGCUCAACAACAACAACAGCAACAACAGCAGCAACAACAGCAACAGCAGCAGCAACAACAACAGCAGCAACAAGCACAACAACAGCAACAGCAGCAACAAAGGAGAGAUGGGGCCCACCUUCUGAAUGGGGCAUCAAACAGACUUGUUGGAAAUGAGCCACUUAUGAGACAAAAUCCUGGAGUCAAUGCUAUUGCUACAAAAAUGUAUGAGGAGAAAUUGAAAGUCCCACUUCCUAGGGACUCUUUAGAUGAUGCAGCUAUGAAGAGAUAUGGUGAGAAUGUGGGCCAGCUUUUGGAUCCCAACCAAGCUUCAAUCUUGAAAUCUGCUGCUGCAGCAGCUGGACAACCUUCAGGGCAAGUGUUGCAUGGGACAGCUGGCAGUAUGUCUCCUCAAGUUCAAGCGCGGAACCAACAACUUCCAGGCUCUGCACCUGAAAUAAAAACGGAAAUGAAUCCAAUUUUGAAUCCUAGAGCAGCGGGACCCGAAGUAUCAUUAAUUGGGAUUCCUGGAUCAAAUCAAGGUGGUAAUAACUUGACAUUUGAAAGGAUGGCCUCUCACACAGGGGUUAGAUCAAUUGAGAUCUGGUUUAAUGCAACAACAGAAGUCAUUCAUGCAAGGAUCACAACCAUUUCAUCAGUUACAAAUGAUGUCACCACAACAUCAACAACAGCUUCUAUUAGCACAACAAAACAUGACAUCACAAUCAGCUAAUGAUGAAAGCAGAAGGCUUAGAAUGCUUCUUACUAACAGAAGCAUGGGUAUGGGAAAAGAUGGAAGUGGUCUUUCAACUUCUGUUGGUGAUAUUCCAAAUGUGGGGUCCCCAAUGCCCGUUUUACCCCGUGGAGAUACUGAUAUGUUACUCAAGUUAAAAAUGGCGCAAUUACAGCAACAACAGCAGCAGCAGCAGCAGCAACAGAAUGGUGGGAAUCAGCAACAGCAACAACAGCAGCAGAUUCAUCAUUCUCUUUCUGCUCCUCAGCCUCAAAAUUCAAAUUUAAAUAUUCAACAAGAAAAGAUUGUGGGUGCAAGUAGUGUGGGAGAUGGGAGCAUGUCGAAUUCGUUUAGAGGAAAUGAUCAGGCUUCAAAAAACCAGACUGGAAGAAAAAGAAAACAGCCCGUGUCAUCAUCCGGGCCCGCCAAUAGUUCCGGAACAGCAAACACAGCGGGCCCCUCACCAUCUUCAGCACCUUCAACUCCAUCAACUCAUACACCUGGUGAUGUCAUCUCAAUGCCUAAUUUGCCACAUAAUGACAGCUCAUCAAAAUCUUUAAUGAUGUUUCGACCCGAUGGUGGGCCCACGAAUAAUCUCACCUCCCCAUCAAAUCAAUUGGCUGACAUGGAUCGUUUUGUGGAAGAUGGAUCUCUUGAUGAUAAUGUGGAAUCUUUUUUGUCUCAUGAUGAUACGGAUUUGAGGGAUACAGUUGGUGGUCGUUGUAUGGAUGUCAGCAAAGGGUUUACAUUUACGGAGGUAAAUUCAGUUCGUGCUAGUGCAAGUAAGGUUGUGUGUUGCCAUUUUUCAUCGGAUGGUAAACUUCUUGCAAGUGGUGGCCACGAUAAAAAGGCUGUAUUGUGGUAUACAGAUUCGUUAAAACCCAAAACAACUCUCGAAGAACAUUCAUCAUUGAUCACGGAUGUGCGCUUCAGCCCAAGCAUGCCCCGCCUUGCCACGUCAUCCUUUGAUAAAACCGUUCGUGUUUGGGAUGCCGACAACUCUGGUUUUUCUCUUCGGACAUUUAUGGGACAUUCUACAUCUGUGAUGUCAUUGGAUUUCCACCCGAAUAAAGAUGAUCUCAUUUGUUCGUGUGAUGGAGAUGGAGAAAUACGGUAUUGGAGCAUCAACAAUGGUAGCUGUUCUCGUGUAUUCAAGGGAGCAACAGCCCAAGUGAGAUUUCAACCACGCCAUGGAAGAUUUCUUGCAGCAGCUGCAGAAAACAUUGUAUCGAUUCUUGAUGUGGAGACUCAAGCAUGUCGACAUACAUUAACGGGGCAUACAAAGCCGAUUCAUUCUGUUUGUUGGGACCCAAGUGGGGAGUAUUUGGCAUCCGUUAGUGAGGACUCUGUUCGUGUGUGGUCUCUUAUGGCAGGAAAUGAAGGGGAAUGUGUACAUGAUCUUAGUUGUAAUGGCAACAAGUUUCACUCAUGUGUUUUUCAUCCUAGUUAUGCUUCAUUAUUGGUCAUCGGUUGUUACCAGUCGUUGGAGUUGUGGAAUAUGUCAGAGAACAAGACAAUGACUUUAUCGGCUCAUGAAGGAUUGAUUGCUGGCUUGGCUUUGUCCACUGUUACGGGUUUGGUAGCUUCUGCUAGCCAUGAUAAGAUUGUUAAGCUUUGGAAAUGAAAAAAAAACAAGAAACAAAAAAUGUUGUAUCAUCUGUUGUAUCUUGAAUGUGGAACAGUAUGUUUAUUGUGCUUUGGUGAUAUGUUUAUAUGGGUAAAAACAUGCUAUCCUUAAUUAUGAAAAGCUCCA
Messenger RNA from Lactuca virosa, 3102 nucleotides. The record is from the annotation of a GenBank genome assembly. NCBI's taxonomy places the organism in Eukaryota, Viridiplantae, Streptophyta, Magnoliopsida, Asterales, Asteraceae.